Pseudoliparis swirei is the source of this 1251-nucleotide messenger RNA. RefSeq names its product leucine rich repeat containing 39 (gene lrrc39). NCBI's taxonomy places the organism in Eukaryota, Metazoa, Chordata, Actinopteri, Perciformes, Liparidae. The record is from RefSeq and is a predicted model, not a curated record. The transcript is spliced from 8 exons. Gene Ontology annotation, molecular function: protein binding. Bases 181 to 1152 code for a protein of 323 amino acids.
CAUGUGACAUGAGGUCACCGUGUCAUGUGACUUGCAGGCUAAAAUUAUCCAGCUGAUCAGAUUUCAGCUGAAGAGAAGCAGCAGCAUGGAGGCCUGAAACACGAGGGGGAAGUGGCUGGAGGUCAGAGGUCAUCCUACCUGUGUGCUGUAACAUCACGCGGCUCACAGGAAGUGGUCAUCAUGGUGGCCGUGGUGAGCUCCAUCAAAGCUCUGUGGGAGACGAGGAUCAGGAGGGUCCAGGAUGACGAAGACGAGCAAAGGAGGAAGAAGACCAGGGGCGGGGCCACCGGCAGACUGAGUGUUCGGGUUUGGGAGGACCGGGCGAUUCUGGCUCGGCUGCAAGAGAAGCUGCAGACAGAAGAUGGACGGCUCAUCCUCCGAAUUGAACAGGAGGAGUGGAAGACGUUGCCGGCCUGUCUGGUCCAGCUCAGUCAGGUCCAUGAGUGGCACCUUCACCGGACCGGACUGCAGAAUAUCCCUCACUUCAUCACCAGCUUCCAGAACCUUUUGAUUUUAGAUCUGUCCCGCAACGGGGUCACAGAGAUCCCCAAACAGAUCGGGACGCUGACUCAGCUCAGAGAGCUCCUGCUGAGCUACAACAAAAUCCAGUUUGUUCCUCAAGAAUUGACCAACUGUGAGAGUCUUGAGAGACUGGAGCUAGCCAUGAACCGGGACCUGAGCCAGCUACCAGAUCAGUUGAGGAACCUGAAGAAGCUGCAGCACCUGGACUUGUCCAUGAACGACUUCACCUGCAUACCGGACUGCGUGGUCGGGCUGCCGGCAAUCCAGUGGCUCGACAUGGGAGGAAACCGACUGAAGCACUUACCUGAAAACAUACACAGGAUGGAGAUGCUGCACACUCUGUGGCUGCAGAGAAACCAACUGGAGACACUUCCAGAUAACAUCAGCAGGAUGAAGAGUCUGGACACGCUGGUCCUCAGCAGCAACAGACUCACAGACAUCCCCCCACUGAUGGAGGACAUGUCCAACCUCAGGUUUGUGAACUUCCGGGACAACCCUCUGUCUCUGGACGUGACGCUGGCCCGGAAGAAGACUAAGGAUGACGAAGACCAUGAUGAAGACGACAGAGAGAUGUUUGGACGAGAGUUCAUGCAGGUCUACAUCCAGGAGGCCAGAAAGAGAGUCCACUGAGGGCUACCCUGAGAACCCGUAGUUACACAAGUUAGAACCUUUUGUUUGAAGUCUAGCAACAUUUUGAAAGUUCAUCAUUUAAACUCAUUUCUAACUUUG